Linum trigynum is the source of this 1057-nucleotide messenger RNA. Lineage: Eukaryota; Viridiplantae; Streptophyta; Magnoliopsida; Malpighiales; Linaceae. The record is from the annotation of a GenBank genome assembly.
GCAUUUGGCUGUACAGAUAAUGAUUCAUCAAAAUAGUAUCAAUACAAUCAAUGAUUAUUUAUUAAUUUUGGAGGACCCCUCCCAUUUCUAGCAUUUGGGUUCCCUGUUAGCUAAUUACUUGAUUGACUACUGAUAUCCUUUAGCAUUUGUCUUCACCAAAGUAGUUGCCCAGACGUGGAUUAAAAACGGAGCUGUGCGCUACCUCCAUCGUCGUAUAUAUAAACCUACACCAGUUAGUCAAUAACCCAUUAUUAGCAAAGCAUGCACAACAAUUGCCUGAUAACUAGCGACCCAAAUCCCAAUGCCUUCAAACUGUUUCAUUCAUUUGGUUGUCGCUCUCUCCACGGUCCAUGUCAUCCACGGUGUCCGCUACACGGUAACCAACAACGCAACGGGAUCAGCGGGCGGCUCCAUCUUUGACAGCCGCGUUGGCGCGCCAUACACCAAGCAGACCAUGUCACGCGCCACGCGGUUCAUAUGGAAGACGUUCCGCCAGCAAAAUGAUGCCACGCAGAGGAAACACGUCACCAACAUCGACUUCUUCCUCGACUUUAUGGAAGAUGGCAUAGCCUACAGCAGCGACAACGACAUCCACCUCAGCGCCAGUUACCUGGGGACCGCCACGUCAGCACCGCCGAGGGUUCUAGUUGCGUCGGAGAUUUAUCACGAGAUGACGCACGUGUGGCAGUGGAACGGGGAUGGGAAAGCACCGUCGGGAUUGAUUGAAGGGAUUGCGGAUUUCGUAAGGAAGAAGGCUGGUUACGAGUCACCGUCUGGACCGAUUCGGUUAGGUGAAGGGGACAAAUGGGAUCAAGGGUAUGGGGUUACGGCCGGGUUUCUUGGGUAUUGCGAUGGUCUGAAACGUGGGUUCGUGGGUAAGUUGAACAAGAAGAUGAGGGUUGGAUACAGUGAGACGUACUUUCGGGAUUUGCUGGGGAAGGACGUGGAUGGUCUUUGGAGAGAUUACAAGGCUAAGUACCAAAGCUAGGAGAAAGAAGGAUGCAUUUUGGAGUGUAAUAUUUGAUCACUUUCCCUAAAAUAAACAAUGAUUUCAUGG